UGCAAAUUAAGCUCAAACAAUCUUUCGCACAUAAAACAUGGCGGACGAGACGGUGGUUGAAGCUGCUGCGAGGAUACCCAAAGUGGUAGUAGUGGUGUGCUUGUUGAGAGGAUACAAGGUGUUGUUGGGCCGGCGCCGCUCCUCUCUCGGUGAUUCUAUGUUUUCCCUCCCCGGAGGUCACCUCGAGUAUGGUGAGAGCUUUGAGGAGUGCGCAAUAAGAGAAGUGAAGGAAGAAACUGGUUUAGACAUUGAUCAGUUAGAGUUUAUAAACGUCACAAACAACUUGUUCUCUGAGGAAGGCAAACCAUACCAUUACGUGGUAGUUUCUAUGCGAGCAGUCUUGGCAGAUCAUCAACAUGCCCAGAAUGUUGAGCCAGACUUCUGCGAUGGUUGGGGAUGGUAUGAGUGGAACAACCUCCCCAAGCCACUGUUUUCGCCCUUGGAAAAAGCAGUUCAGGCUGGAUUUAAUCCUUUCCCUGUUUAAUCUUUAGCUAUGUGUGCUAGUAGCUUACAUACGUUUGUUUAGCCGGAGAUAAAGACUGGAUGUGAUUCAUUAUUUCCUGUCUGACAAGAAGAUAAAGACUGAGUUCCUAUUCAUCACCCUCAUCCCAUCUCAGUUCAAGCGGUCCUGACUUCUGCAUCGAAGCGCCUCCGCAACGAGAUCGACGGAUUCUCGACCGGCCACGUCCGCGGUAUCUCCCUCUAGCUCCAGGAGGAGGAGGACGACGACGACGAGCGGCAUGGACUUCGUCGCCAACGAGUCCGCCAUUAAAACCGAUGAGCUUCACCUCCUUGAGCACCACCAACAUCACCUCCCAUUAUGAUCAGAUCUGAUCUGAAAUAUGUCGCCGUGAAUGAUCAGAUCUGAAAUAGAUGCAUGUUUUUGGGACUAGAAUCGUCAAAAAUGGAGGAUGGGUUAUGAGAUUGAAUUUGGAUCUGAAUUUUCUCAAUGAUGAAGGUUUCUGAAUUUUCUGGAAAAAAAAAAAAAUUCUUUGUUUUUCUUAUCUUAUCUUGUUCC
Fragaria vesca subsp. vesca is the source of this 1018-nucleotide messenger RNA. RefSeq names its product nudix hydrolase 1-like. Gene Ontology annotation, molecular function: 8-oxo-7,8-dihydrodeoxyguanosine triphosphate pyrophosphatase activity. The record is from RefSeq and is a predicted model, not a curated record. NCBI's taxonomy places the organism in Eukaryota, Viridiplantae, Streptophyta, Magnoliopsida, Rosales, Rosaceae. Gene Ontology annotation, biological process: dGTP catabolic process. The coding region runs from base 38 to 484 and encodes 148 amino acids. Gene Ontology annotation, cellular component: cytosol. The transcript is spliced from 2 exons.